Molecule: messenger RNA, 1530 nt
Organism: Penicillium odoratum
Lineage: Eukaryota; Fungi; Ascomycota; Eurotiomycetes; Eurotiales; Aspergillaceae
Exons: 3
Coding region: 1-1530 (509 amino acids)
Source: RefSeq, a predicted model, not a curated record
AUGCCACUCCAAAAUAGCAUGCGCAGGAAGUCGACAAGGAAGGAUGGGAGGAAGAGGACAUCAUCCAUGCUCUCUAAUGCCACGACGCAGGCUGGUCCCGUCGAUAAAUCUACAAGCUCAGAGAAGAACACCUCUUUGGGACGGAACAAUACAUCUAAACAAAUCGUGAAACCGCAGGCGGCCCCACCUUCGCCGCCACCCCCAGAGCCGCCGAAACAGGUCCCUGAUGUUUUCCAAUUCCUCGAACACAGCGCUGAAUCCUCAUCUGAAUCAUCGUCCGAACCUUCUGAGUCUGAAUCCGAGUCUGAAUCUGAGUCCGAAUCCGAUUCCGAGGGUGACAAUCCUGCGAAUCGAUCGGCUAUAACGAAUAUCCAGUCACCAAAACCGCGCGCCAGUCCCGUACCACAUGCUCUAUUGGAAUCAAAGGAUAGCGCCUCUUCGAGACCAACAAGAUCGACCGCUGGCGGGGCAUCGAAAGCUCCUAGUGACUUGCGCCCUCCGCCAGCACCGUCACCACCAUCUGGGGCUCGAACAGAGAUCGACUUAGUAACACGGAAACAACUGUCGCCGGCACGAAAGACAUCUCUUAAGGAGUAUAAUAAAUCCCGGCCAGAGUCUCCACCACAAAAGCGUCAGUUGCGGAUUUCCCCACCAGAGAAUCACUCAAGGGAUCUUACUGCAAUCCAACGGUCACCGCUGCCACCCUCUCCGCCGAGUAGCCCAGAGGAGAGCAUACAUCUUGCGCUGCAGAGAAGAGGCACGAGUACCUCACAGGUGUCAUCGGGUUAUGGGAUUGUGGCAUCACAUCUCACCCACUCAGCCAAAGAUGAUAAGGGGGCAUUCCCUCCACUGUACCGACGCUUCGAGAACUUGAACCACCGUGUUCUUCUUCACCUCCAAGAUGAAAUUUCACAAAUGGAGGAAGAUUUGCAACUAUUGGAUGAGUAUGAAGAAAUGCACCGUGCCGCUGUCGCCGAGAAAGAAGGCAAUAGGCCCGUACCUGCAUCACGUCGGAUAGAUGCCCAGUCUCAGUCGUAUUCGAACCUCCAUUACCGGCGAAUGGACCUGAUGGCGGCUCUGAUUCAAAAAACAGAGCAAUACAACAAUGCUCUUAGCUCCUACAGCAAAGUAGUCCAAACUCUUCCCCGUGCCACAGACGACGAUAUCCAGAACUACCGUUCCUGGAUGAAAACAAACAAUCCAAUCGCCGCGGCCGAAACCCGUUUCUUGGAUCAAGGUGUCGAUCUCGUCUCUCUUACACCUCGCUUGGCAGCCUCUGCGGCUACUGCUCCGGUCUACAUGGCCAUAAUGGUUGCAUCGGCUGCCCUUUUGCUGCCGCUGCUGGCAUUCAGCAUGAUCGCGGAGUUCUCCGGCCGACUUGUCGUUGUCACAGUAGUCGGUGGUGCCGCAGCAGCUGUCGCCGCGAAUUACUCCGCCGGAAUUGAUACGCUAGUCGACUCAAGAGAUGGCUGGAGAUGUGCCACACUAUAUUUUGGUUUUAUGACUGUUGCUGCCAUGUUCAUUCCCUAG